Molecule: messenger RNA, 1274 nt
Organism: Anastrepha ludens (Mexican fruit fly)
Lineage: Eukaryota; Metazoa; Arthropoda; Insecta; Diptera; Tephritidae
Gene: AIMP2
Product: probable aminoacyl tRNA synthase complex-interacting multifunctional protein 2
Exons: 5
Coding region: 140-1153 (337 amino acids)
Cellular component (GO): aminoacyl-tRNA synthetase multienzyme complex
Source: RefSeq, a predicted model, not a curated record
UUGUGCACGCUUUCUGCUGUCAAACUACACCUCUAUUUGGAAAAAAUAUCGAAUUGGAAAACGACAGCGACGAAAAAUAGCUACGAAUUAUAAGUAAAAUAUUCCAAGUAAAAAAUAGAGAAAAUAUAUACAAAUAAAAAUGUACGAGUUAAAAACACUUUUGCCGGAAUAUGAUAUACAAUUACCUACUUGCAUGUACCCAAUGAAGGUGCUCAACUCCUCGGCGAAAGGAGCGGCUUCAAAAGCUGGCGCAAGCAACGGUUUUUGUAGUGGCAAUGUUAAUUAUAACGCCACGUCCGCUGACUCCAUCGAUGUGCCGAAGAAAAAUGUGUGCGUGCUUGAUUUGGACAAUUUAAGUGCAAAAAUCCAGAAUUUACUCAAGUCCUCAAAUGACGUCGCCACAGUUUCUGCCCGCCAAGCGAAAGUUCUAAAGCAACUUCAGGAACUCAAACAACAAAUGGCCAAUAUACGUACAACUCUUGGUCUUUGCCAAAAAGGAGCAGAGUCUACAGUGCAGCCAAUUUUGCAAAAUGCAGGCUUGCGAGAGGAACCACUGCACGAUAUUGUUAUUAAUGGACAUCCCAUGUUCAUACCCUAUGCUUUAUUAGCGCUCAAGAAUGCUUGGAAAGAUCGCUUUACUAUUGAUGUGAAAACGUUUAAGCAUUCUACGAUACCAGAUAUUGGAGGAGAAGCAACCGAAUUCGAAAAAAAACUAGCACAAGUGAAAAUUGAUCCAUCAAAGCCGAAAGUGAACGUCUCACUCAUUUGGAAAAAUUGUGAACACACUGAAAUGAUAAGCUCUCCCACCAUGUACGUGCCCAUUUACGGCGAAGUGAAUAUUAUUCGGUAUUUGGGUCGUGUCGGUCCAAUUGCUUAUCGUUAUGAAAACUCGCCUAACUGCAAUGAAAUUGAUGCUGUACUCGACAUCUGCUAUCAGCUUUUGCGCUGUAAUACGAGUAGGAGUCGCGCUUCAAUGCUGCGUGCGCUUGAUCUGCGGCUGGGCAAACAAAAAUAUUUUGGUGGUGACGAAAUAUCAAUUGCAGACAUCGGCGUCCAUAGUUCACUAAAACGCUUGCCUGUAAUAAAAUCUGCUGACCUUACGUCGGCCUUGACUGGGUGGCGGAAACGUGUGCAACUUAUUACACAAUUGUAAAGUAAUUUUGAUGUUUGAUCACACUAUGUUAUUUUCGUAAUUACAUUUAAAUUAACUUAAAAAAAUGUUUUGGUAAAAAAGUUGACUUUAUUGCAAAUUAAAAAUGCGCAUUGUAUGCAUA